GUUCUUGCCGCCUUUCGUUCCAUUCUCGCAUCAUCCAUAUCCACCUUCCCAUCGGUUUCCUGCCAAUCCCCUCAUCAUCAUGUCUUGGGCAGGGUUCAAGAAAAAUGUGAAUCGCGCCACGACGCAGGUGAUGAUGAAGACGGGGCAUGUGGAGAGGACCAACGAUCGUGACUAUGAGAUCGAAGAACGACGGUACCGGACGAUGGAGGCGGCUGCCAACCGACUACAAAAGGAAGCGAAGGGCUAUCUCGACUCGCUACGAGCGAUGACGGCCUCGCAGAUGCGCAUUGCUGAGACGAUAGAUGCUUUCUAUGGCGAUGCCGGUACGCGGGACGGCGUGAGCCGGAGUUACAAGCAGGCUGUGGAGGACCUUGAUGCCGAAACGAUCAAGGCCCUGGAUGGCCCAUACAGGACCACGGUGCUAGAACCGAUCUCCCGUUUCUGUGCCUACUUCCCCGAUAUCAACGAGUGCAUCAAGAAACGCAACCACAAGCUACUCGAUUACGAUGCCAUGCGCGCCAAGGUCAAGAAGUUGGUCGAGAAGCCCGACAAGGACGCCACCAAGCUUCCACGAACCGAGCGCGAGACGGAGCUGGCCAAGCAGGCCUAUGAGCAGCUCAAUGAACAACUCUUCACCGAACUCCCGCAACUUAUCGACCUCCGAGUGCCCUACUUGGAUCCUAGUUUCGAGGCCCUGGUCAAAAUCCAAUUGCGAUUCUGCGCGGAGGCAUAUUCUCGGAUGGCCCAGGUCCAGCAGUACCUUGAUGCGGAAACGAGAGAUCAAUACGCGCGGGGCGAUCUGGAUAAUCGGGUGGAAGAAGUCCUGCAGGAGAUUCGGGACUUGAGCAUAGCGGGAACUGUCUAGAGUUUCCCCUUGUAUUUUGUUUGGCCAUGCUUUGCGUACGCUUCAUGUCUGCUACGGCGGUGAUUUGCUUAUUUUGAGGGGGGGGAGAUUCUUGUAGAAUGAUAAUGGAGUGGUGCAAUGAUCCUAAUUCCGGCGGGUACGAGAGGCACUGAUUCAAGGGGUAUCUUAUCUGUCUACUAUUCAAG
Messenger RNA from Aspergillus steynii IBT 23096, 1050 nucleotides. RefSeq names its product amphiphysin-like protein RVS161. Gene Ontology annotation, biological process: actin cortical patch localization; endocytosis; actin filament organization. NCBI's taxonomy places the organism in Eukaryota, Fungi, Ascomycota, Eurotiomycetes, Eurotiales, Aspergillaceae. The transcript is spliced from 6 exons. Gene Ontology annotation, cellular component: actin cortical patch; mating projection tip; medial cortex. The coding region runs from base 80 to 865 and encodes 261 amino acids. The record is from RefSeq and is a predicted model, not a curated record. Gene Ontology annotation, molecular function: lipid binding; protein binding.